This is a messenger RNA of Fusarium venenatum, 432 nucleotides long. The record is from RefSeq and is a predicted model, not a curated record. Lineage: Eukaryota; Fungi; Ascomycota; Sordariomycetes; Hypocreales; Nectriaceae.
AUGUGCACCUGCGAAUGGAUCCGAUUUGCGUGCGGCCAUGAAGAAAAGCGCCGCUACAUCUCCUGCACAACCCUCGACGAGAUAAACGACAGCUCCGAAUGUCCCUGCGGAAGCGUCGACUUUACAGUUACCAGAUCACCAAAACCAUGCGAAAUGGUCGGGUGUACUUAUAUCGAAUGCAUGGUCAAAGGAUGGGCUUGCUGCAAGUGCAAAAAGGGACCAAAUGAGGGACAUGUGUGCAAGCAAGAUGUGAAGCCAUGGCGAUGGGAAUAUGUUGGAUGUGGGCAUGGUUUUUGUACAAACUGUACACCAUGGAGGGACGGAGAGAGGAAGAAGAGCGUGGAUGGACAGGAGGAUACUCAUCAAGGACCUCUCAGAAAAAGGUCCAAGAAGAUUCGGAAGAGCUUGGAUGUUAUUACCGGAAGGGCUUAG